Molecule: messenger RNA, 945 nt
Organism: Neogale vison (American mink)
Lineage: Eukaryota; Metazoa; Chordata; Mammalia; Carnivora; Mustelidae
Product: olfactory receptor 5B17-like
Exons: 1
Coding region: 1-945 (314 amino acids)
Biological process (GO): G protein-coupled receptor signaling pathway; sensory perception of smell
Cellular component (GO): membrane
Molecular function (GO): G protein-coupled receptor activity; olfactory receptor activity; odorant binding
Source: RefSeq, a predicted model, not a curated record
AUGAAGAAUAACACAGAGGUGAAAGAAUUCAUCCUGCUGGGACUAACCAAUGCCCCAGAGUUACAGGGUCCUCUCUUUCUAAUGUUUACCCUCAUCUACCUCGUCACUCUGAUUGGGAACCUGGGGAUGAUCAUGCUGAUCCUGCUGGACUCUCGUCUGCACAUUCCCAUGUAUUUCUUCCUCAGUAACCUGUCGCUGGUGGACUUCUGUUACUCCUCAACAGUCACUCCCAAGGUCAUGGCUGGAUUACUUAUAGGAGACAAGGUCAUCUCCUACAAUGCAUGUGCUAUGCAGAUGUUCUUUUUUGUAUUCUUUGCAACUGUGGAAAACUACCUCUUAGCUGCAAUGGCUUUUGACCGCUAUGCAGCAGUGUGUAAACCCCUCCAUUACACCACCACCAUGACGACAGGUGUGUGUGCUCGUCUGGCCAUAGGCUCUUAUGUCUUUGCUUUUCUAACUGCUGCUAUUGAUAUUAGAGAUACAUUCAGUCUCUCUUUCUGUAUGUCCAAUGUGGUCCAUCAUUUUUUCUGUGAUAUUCCAGCAGUCAUGACUCUGACUUGCUCAGACAAAGACAUUAAUGAGUUGAUUCUCAUGCUUAUCUCAAGCUUUAAUAUCUUUUUUGCCCUUUUUAUAAUCUUGAUUUCCUACAUGUUCAUAUUUAUCACUGUUUUGAAGAUACAGUCAGGUGAGGGAUACCAAAAGGCUUUAUCUACCUGUGCUUUUCACCUUGUUGCAGUUUCCUUGUUUUAUGGGACAGUCAUUGUCAUGUACUUACAACCAAGUUCCCAUCAUUCCAUGGACACUGACAAAAUUGCAUCUGUGUUCUAUACUAUGGUCAUCCCAAUGCUGAACCCUAUUGUGUAUAGCUUGAGGAACAAAGAGGUCAAGAAUGCUAUAAAGAAGAGUUUUGAGAAGACAAGAUAUUCUUCAGGUUUAAUCUUCUAG